AGGUGCCUUCGUAGGUCAAACCGGGUUCGGAUGCCACCGCCUAACCGGUAUCCGUUAAACCUGUUAAAUCGGGAUAUCCCUGAGGAGUGCUUGGUUACGGAAACUCCUCCUUCGCGGGAUGCCGCCGCAGGCCCUCGUAGAAGAGGAAGACCGUGCAAGAAACGCGAUGAGGAUACUGUCGCUACGGCUGCCAUCGUAGCCCCAUCCGGGAAAAGGAGAUUGCCUGAGAAAUGGGAUGAGAUUCCAGUCCAGGUAUCCCCUGAAGCGCCGAAAAGAGCGAAAACUCUCCUAGAGCGGCCCUUAGGUGGUGACAAAACUGGCCUUCGUAGGUCAGCCCGGGUCCGGAUGGCACCAGCUAACCGAUACCCCUUUAUUAUUCUUGUACAUACAAAAAGGGAAUUAAACUUAAUUAAUCGGGGUAUCUCCGAUGAGUACCUGGUAAGUGCGAUCAGUGACAUGGAAUAUUUUAAAUUAUUCAUAAUUUUUGAAGAUUACAAUGUUUUACAAAAUUCACUUUUGUGUUUCAAAUAAAACCGCAAAACGCGGGUGGAAAUGCUGGAGGGCGGUACCGUUCGAUUGCAUGAUUCAUGAAUUUUCAGUAGCCAUGAGUCAAUUGA
Messenger RNA from Acanthoscelides obtectus, 617 nucleotides. NCBI's taxonomy places the organism in Eukaryota, Metazoa, Arthropoda, Insecta, Coleoptera, Chrysomelidae. The record is from the annotation of a GenBank genome assembly.